CGCCCACUUCCAAAUGGGGCCCGCCCCGACUCUUGGGGAGCCGGCUUUGAAAUCAGAUCUGUUGGAGGGAGUAGCCCUGGUGCCCCUUUUUCUCCAGCACGCGCACGCUGCCCUCCCCUCCGAUUCUGCUGCACGGCUUUUCGGACCCCACCUCGGGGCGGGGCUCCCGCGUCACCUGUCUCCGGGUAGACCUGCCCUGCACAGACAACCAUCAUGGCAGUGGAAUUUGAUGGCGGCGUGGUAGUGGGUUCCGAUUCCCGGGUGUCUGCAGGACAGUCGGUGGUGAACCGAGUAUUUGACAAGCUGUCCCCGCUGCACCAACGCAUCUACUGCGCUCUCUCCGGCUCCGCAGCUGACGCCCAGGCUGUGGCCGACAUGGCCGCCUACCAGCUGGAGCUCCAUGGGAUAGAACUGGAAGAACCUCCACUUGUUCUGGCUGCUGCAACUGUGGUGAGGAACAUCACCUACAAAUAUCGGGAGGACCUGUCUGCACAUCUCAUGGUAGCUGGCUGGGACAAACGUGAAGGGGGACAGGUAUAUGGAACCCUGGGAGGAAUGCUGACUCGACAGCCAUUUGCCAUCGGUGGCUCCGGCAGCACCUAUAUCUACGGCUAUGUGGAUGCAGCCUAUAAACCAGGCAUGUCCCCUGAGGAGUGCAGACGCUUCACCACAGACGCUAUCGCACUGGCUAUGAACCGGGAUGGCUCUAGUGGCGGUGUCAUUUCCCUGGUCACUAUUACAGCUGCUGGUGUGGACCAUCGUGUGAUCUCGGGUGAUGAGCUGCCAAAAUUCUAUGAUGAGUGAAUCUUCCUCAGACAUUCCUAUUUUGUAAUAAACUCUCUCAAAUCAGAA
Messenger RNA from Tupaia belangeri chinensis (Chinese tree shrew), 852 nucleotides. It is a transcript of the gene PSMB9, whose product is annotated as proteasome 20S subunit beta 9. Gene Ontology annotation, molecular function: threonine-type endopeptidase activity. The record is from RefSeq and is a predicted model, not a curated record. Gene Ontology annotation, cellular component: proteasome core complex; cytoplasm. Bases 214 to 804 code for a protein of 196 amino acids. Lineage: Eukaryota; Metazoa; Chordata; Mammalia; Scandentia; Tupaiidae. The transcript is spliced from 6 exons.